AUGGUGAAACAAAAUCCGAAGCUAUCAUCGCGAAAUAUUGUGGAAUCGAUGAAUCUGAAUGUCAGCAGUCGCACUGUACGUCGCAGACUUAAGGAAUCUGAACUGAAAAGCGUGUUCGCAUCAAGACUUCCUUUCAUCAAUAAAAUAAAUAAGAAAAAGAUAUUCGAAUCUGCCAAAAAAUAUAUGAAUAUGCCUCUAGAUUUAAAAAAAGAAGUAUUAUGGUCGGAUGAGAGCAAAUUUGAAUUAUUCGGACAAAAACGACGGUCUAAGGUAUGGCAAAAAACUGGAAGCUCUCAAAGAACACUUCAGAAGGCCUGGAUUUUAUUGAUGAAAGAAAGUCUUGAUGCGAACACGCUUUUCAGUUCAGAUUCCUUAAGUCUGCGACGUACAGUGCGACUGCUGACAUUCAGAUUCAUCGAUUCCACAAUUGAUCCUGAGUAUUUGAAGAAAUUAGUCGAAAGUGUGCCUCGUCGACUGGAAGCAGUAUUAAAAGCAAAGGGCGGGCACACCAAGUAUUAA
Trachymyrmex septentrionalis is the source of this 519-nucleotide messenger RNA. RefSeq lists its product as uncharacterized. Gene Ontology annotation, molecular function: DNA binding. Lineage: Eukaryota; Metazoa; Arthropoda; Insecta; Hymenoptera; Formicidae. Gene Ontology annotation, biological process: DNA integration; DNA transposition. The transcript has 2 exons. The record is from RefSeq and is a predicted model, not a curated record. Bases 1 to 519 code for a protein of 172 amino acids.